Molecule: messenger RNA, 1341 nt
Organism: Cryptomeria japonica (Japanese cedar)
Lineage: Eukaryota; Viridiplantae; Streptophyta; Pinopsida; Cupressales; Cupressaceae
Product: transcription factor WER
Exons: 3
Coding region: 166-1065 (299 amino acids)
Source: RefSeq, a predicted model, not a curated record
CAUUAUGUUUGCAUAUCUUUGCUAAGGAGUUGCGAGCUAAGCUUGAAAUGAUUUUGUCACCAGUGCGCCAUUUAGUUUAGUUUGCUGGAUCAUUAGUGUCUUGUUGUUGGCUAAGCUUUCAUAAUUUCAUAGAUUUUUGUUUGUUUAAACUUGUAAGUUGGGAUUAUGAGGCGAACAAAGUCAUGUAUUGGUGUAAAUAGAGGCCCCUGGACACCCGCUGAAGAUCUUCUUUUGAAAAACCAUGUACAACUCCAUGGAGAAGGACACUGGAAUUCUAUUGCUGAUAAAUCAGGUUUGCAACGAACUGGAAAGAGUUGCAGGCUCAGGUGGAUGAACUACCUUCGCCCUAGUGUCAAACGAGGUCAUAUUUCAGCUGAUGAAGAAGAACUCAUUAUAAGACUUCACAAAUUGUUGGGAAAUCGGUGGUCGUUGAUUGCUGGCAGAAUGCCUGGGCGAACAGAUAGUGAAAUCAAGAACUACUGGAAUACACAUUUGAGCAAGAAAGUGGUGAGAAAAGAUCCCAAAUGCGCCAAACAAGGCUAUAAAUAUCAUGUGGGUGCUGCUACAGAUCAACAGCACUUGUCUGAUCAGAAUGAGAAAGUGUGCUGUGAACCAGAAAGAGAAAGGACUGUCAUGGAUAAUAUGACAGCUACAAAUGAACUCAUGGGUUCAGCAGAGUCCGAUGACUAUUCUGUAUGCAUUCUCAAAGAUCAGACCAGUUUUUCAUAUGAAGAAAUUGAGAGAUUUCCCCUGCAACGGAAUAUUUCUUCCAACUGGGGAAAUGCAAAUUACAAACAUUUCAAUGGAUAUGAAGAUGCUCUAUUACAAGAUGUUUCAAUGGGUAUGGAGCAAAUCACAGAUAUGAACAAUGAUGCUAACAACAUCUAUUAUGUUGAAUCUCUUCCAAAUUCAUCUUCGUUAUUAUCAGGAUUAAUCUGCCCACCUCAUUUUUACUGCUCAUCCCCAUUUGAUAUGAUUUCAAAUGAACCAAGGUUCCCAUACACUGCAGAAGAGAUUUUAAACGACCGCCAAACUCAAACAGAAAUAGCUGCUUUGUUCUUUUGAACGUACAAUGUUGGAAUAUACACUCCGACAUAAGCAAGUACUGUUAGUGAGUGUUAUGUUUAUGGGUCAUCAAAUAUUGUUGAGGUUUUCAAUUUGUAAUAUGUAAAGUUUAGUUCACUAUUACGAUUUCUAGUUUGUUGUCAAACGGUUUAGAUAGUUGUCAUAUCUGUUAAAGCCUAAUUAUGUGAAGAUUAUUAAGUUUGUUGAAUGUAUAAAUAUGUACUGCUAAUUACUCUUGAUUAAUAAGAUAAGAUAUCAGUGGGUGUUUUGUUUCUC